UGGCUUACUACUGCACAGGCCGGGGGAGCGAGAAAUCAGAAUUAGGAAAGAAGAGGGAAUAAUUGAGCUUAAUUAGUAGUAUCUAUUACAAGUCCUUUUUCUUUGUUCCACCUUCUGGGUUAGCCUUGUCUGCUUGUAUAUCUUUUAAUAAUAUGUUGUCAUUAUUAAUUACUGGCAGGCUGUACUGGCCUGUACUUGGACUGUUAGUGCGGGCGGCAGUAGGAGGGGUAAUGCCCAUGUCAUGGGGCAUGGUUGUUGCUAACGAUCAUGAACUGCAACCUGCAGCAAGGAACAACUGUGUCCAGGAGAAUGAAUGUGGCUUCACUACUUACCCUAAGCUCUGCGCUGAGACCUUGUUAGGGCAUCCAAAUGUCCAUGACACGGUGUCUGCCCUGCUGGAAAAGACUAUAGAUGAGACCACCAAGCUCUCCACAGCUGCAAUCCUUCCAAACUACCAACUUGCUAAGAGCCUUAAAUCCCAGCAUCCUCAUCAUGGUCUUGCUAUGUCUAUAGGUUACUGUGUUGAGGUGAUGGACAUGUCUCUCAAACGACUGAACCAAUCCCUAAUAGCUCUGAGAAACUCGCGUAUCAAAAGCAAGCACGAUAUCCAAACAUGGCUGAGUGCUGUGCUAACCUUUCAGCAAGCUUGCAAAGACUCGGUGGAAUACUCGUCGUCGUCUUCUUCUUCUUUUUUUCUGUCGUCGACCGGGAGCUUAUCGGUGGGUAAAAUUUCGAAUAGCAUGGAGCACUUGUCUCGGUUGGCAAGUAACUCACUGGCGCUGGUCAAUCGCAUUUCCAGAAGCGGCCGACGCCUCUCUCAUCGUGUGGCUUCUCAUGAGACGACGACGACGACGACUAGCUCCCCAUCUUUGCCUUUGCAUUUCCCAAGCUGGGUAUCGCCCAAAGAUCGGGAACUACUACAGAGUGGAUCUGGGUCUGGUGGUGGUGGAGGGAUCAAAGCCAAUGCGGUGGUGGCAAAGGAUGGGACAGGUAAUUUUAUGAGCGUGCACGAAGCAAUCAAUGCAGCUACAGGGGGACGGUUCGUCAUCUACGUGAAGGCCGGGGUGUAUAAAGAGAAGAUCCGAACCAAGAAAAACGGCAUCACCUUGAUUGGUGAUGGCAAAUAUUCCACCAUUAUUGUCGGCAGCCAUAGCGUCUCUUCUGGCAGUUCUCUAUCACACACGCCCACAUUUGCAAUCAGUGGUGAUGGAUUCAUCGCAAGAGAUAUCGGAUUCCAAAAUACGGCGGGGCCGCAAGCGAAGCAAGCCGUGGCCCUAUAUGUCGCUUCGGAUCGAUCGGUGCUGUACAGGUGUAGUAUCUCUGGGUACCAAGACACGCUAUACGCGCUGGCCUUCCGCCAGUUCUACAGGGAGUGCGACAUUCUCGGCACAAUCGACUUCAUCUUCGGCAACGCCGCCGCUGUCUUUCAGAGGUGCAAUCUAGUCCUACGCCAACCUCACUCCGGAGGCUUCAACGUCAUCUUGGCCAAUGGCAGGAGCGACUCUGGCCAGAACACCGGCUUCUCCGUCCAGAGCUCCAGGAUCGUUCGUUCCGCCGAUUUCUCUGGGGGGCAUAAAGCUUACCUUGGGAGGCCUUGGAAGCAGUACUCGAGAUCGGUGGUGAUGCAGUCCAGCAUCGACGGUGCCAUAGACGCCAGAGGUUGGGUGGAGUGGUCGGGUGGGUUCGCCCUCAAGACUCUCUACUUUGCGGAGUACCAGAACUCUGGACCUGGCGCCAGGACUUCUCAGAGGGUGCAAUGGACUGGGUUUCACCUCAUCUCCGCUCCCGACGCACUUCAGUUUACGGUCGCCAAGUUCAUCGGAGGGGACUCUUGGUUGCCUUCUACUGGUGUCACUUACGUCUCCUGCCUUUAAUACGUCACAUGUAAUUAAUGUUCUUCAUUCCUCAUGUUCUGUUAGCUGCCCUGUAAGAAUUAUUGCUAGGGUUUUGUAUGAUUCUGCCCAUAUCCCCUAAAUAAGAUGGUGAUAUCAUGACUUGUAAAAAAAAGUUUGGCAUUCCGGCCACUACUUGGCUUCUAGCUUGUCUUUGUGUAAUUCAUGUAUGGCAUAUGUAAAGAACAGUUUUUAUUCAGAUAAAGGUACCGAUCAAAACAAUGAUAUCGGUGACAAUAA
Messenger RNA from Macadamia integrifolia, 2132 nucleotides. Its product is annotated as pectinesterase. Lineage: Eukaryota; Viridiplantae; Streptophyta; Magnoliopsida; Proteales; Proteaceae. Gene Ontology annotation, molecular function: pectinesterase inhibitor activity; pectinesterase activity. The coding region runs from base 153 to 1874 and encodes 573 amino acids. The record is from RefSeq and is a predicted model, not a curated record. Gene Ontology annotation, biological process: cell wall modification. The transcript is spliced from 3 exons.